GUAUAUACAGAUAUACCGUAAAUAUUCAGAAUAGUAUAUUAUACUCGAUAAACUUUCGUGUGACCGAAUGCAGUUGAGAUGGUCACACUUUUGUCUUGAAAUCCCGCGGCCAUCAUUGCGAAACGUCCAUUUUGCGGAAAGCGAAAACUUUUUGUGCCUCAUAGAAAAGUAAGGGAAUUUUAAUCAGGAAAUUCUGUGCUCAUCAUUGCGAAUAAUCUUAGAAAAAAUAUUCUGCAAGAUGCCGGGUGUUACUGUUAAAGAUGUGGACCAGCACGUUCUAACCAAAGUGCUGUCCGCUUUCCUAAAAAAAUCUGGAAAGAUUACUGUGCCUGAAAAAGCUGAUUAUAUUAAGACGGGCAAGUUUAAGGAAACAGCACCGACUGAACAGGACUGGUUCUAUACUCGCUGUGCCUCUAUAAUGCGGCAUCUCUACUUUCGUAGUCCGGCUGGAGUGGCCGCCUUCACCAAGGUGUACAGUGGACGCAAGCGCAAGGGGGUGCAACCAUCAAAGUAUUGCCGCUCAUCGGAUGGCUGCAUCCGUAUGGCUUUUCACGCUCUCGAAACGGCACGCAUGAUCGAGAAGCAUCCCGAGGGGGGUCGCAAGCUUACUCCUGCUGGACAGCGUGACAUGGACCGCUUGGCCAACCAGAUUGUGGUCAAGCAACGUAAAGUCGAGACCAAGCCAGUUAUCUGUAUUGGCGACGAUUUUCUAGGAUCUACAGAUAUAUAAAAUGAUUAACUACUUUAUUCCUAACAUGGAUACAAAAUGGCGAAAAAAUUAAAGCACAGACAAUUUUAGCUGGUCCACAAA
Messenger RNA from Drosophila pseudoobscura, 811 nucleotides. It is a transcript of the gene RpS19b, whose product is annotated as Ribosomal protein S19b. Gene Ontology annotation, cellular component: cytosolic small ribosomal subunit; ribosome. Gene Ontology annotation, molecular function: structural constituent of ribosome; RNA binding. The transcript has 2 exons. The record is from RefSeq and is a predicted model, not a curated record. Gene Ontology annotation, biological process: translation; ribosomal small subunit assembly. Lineage: Eukaryota; Metazoa; Arthropoda; Insecta; Diptera; Drosophilidae. The coding region runs from base 239 to 730 and encodes 163 amino acids.